Messenger RNA from Schizophyllum commune H4-8, 453 nucleotides. RefSeq lists its product as uncharacterized. Lineage: Eukaryota; Fungi; Basidiomycota; Agaricomycetes; Agaricales; Schizophyllaceae. Bases 1 to 453 code for a protein of 150 amino acids. The transcript has 3 exons. The record is from RefSeq and is a predicted model, not a curated record.
AUGGAACAACAACAGGGUUCAGAUACACACGACGCGUAUCCUGAGCGCGCAUGCGUCGUUGGUGCAGACGUCGAAGAUAAUCAGGAUCUGGAGGGAAGGAACGGGGGAAUAGGUGCGUGGUAUAGCGACACAGCUCUUUACUCGAAGCUGACGACGGGCAGGUCGGAGAGCGAGCGCGAUCGCUUCUUAACCUGCUUGCGGGAGGUUGACGAAGACAGAGACCAGGUCCGACUGUCCGUACAUCCCUCCAUCAUUCAUCGAGUCCAGCCUGCACGCAGGCCGAACCCAUGGAGCUCAAUAUAUCCAGACGCUCCUGCCAAGCUCUACAUCCUGAGAUCUUACAUCCUGUUUUCACCCCCUAGAUGCACUACGCUCCGCCAGCAUAUUGCUGCGCCCACUUUGUGCGAAUACGAUACCGCCGAGCGUGAAGUUGACGCCAUACGCGCCGAGUAG